AUGACGACGAUUGUUCCCACCUCCGAAGAAGAUCCUUCUCUCGCCAUAGUCCGUUUCACUUCCCAGCUCGCCUGGGCCGAUGCUGGUCCCGAGGCUGCAGACCCUCAAGUUACCAGACUAUGCAGGGAAGCAGAGGAGUCUAUUGUAGCUGGAAGGUGGCUGGAGUUGGCAACGUUACUGGUUACUUCAGCUGACUUGGUAUCGUCCAAGAUCUCUGAGAAAGAUUUUGAGUGUACCUACACCAUAAUUUGCAGCCUUGUCAAGAAUGUGGAAAGUCCUGACGAAGUCCUUGAAAUGGUGAAAGCUAUCGCUUCUAAGGUUGUUCAACAGCCGAAUGACAAAGCUUCAUUGCGUUUGAAAAUCCUCUUCAAUCUGUAUAAUCUGCUGGACAACCCAACUGCUCGUUUUCAAGUAUACAUGAAAGCGCUAGAGCUGGCUGUGAACGGGAAGGUCACUGAGUAUUUAGUGCCUUCCUUUAAGAAGAUUGAUAGCUUCUUGAAAGAGUGGAAUAUUGACAUCAAAGAUCAGAGGGAGCUGUUUCUUGCCAUUGCGAAUGUGUUGAGAGAAAAUAAAAGUUUGGCGAAAGAAUCCCUACAGUUUGUGACAAAAUACUUGGCGACUUUCUCCAAUGAGGAUACUCAGGUCCUGAGUGAAGCCAAAAAGGAAGCUGUACGAGCAGUUCUUGAAUUUGUCAAGGCUCCCACUAUCUUUCAGUGUGAUCUACUAGACAUGCCUGCCAUCGCACAACUGGAGAAGGAUACUAACAAUGCACCAGUUUACCAGUUGCUGAAGAUCUUUCUUACUCAGAGGCUGGAUGCAUUCAUGGAAUUCCAAAACGCGAAUUCAGGAUUUCUGCAAACCUACGGGCUUGUCGAGGAAGACUGUGUGGCGAAGAUGAGAUUGCUGUCACUUGUGGAUUUAGCCUCAGAUGAAUCUGGCAAAAUACCGUAUGCCUCUAUCAAGACCACUCUACAGGUAAAUGACGAGGAGGUUGAAUUGUGGGUGGUUAAGGCAAUAACUGCAAAAUUGGUUGAUUGCAAGAUGGAUCAGAUGAACCAAGUUGUACUAGUUAGCCGCUGUGCUGAGAGAGAGUUUGGACAAAAGCAAUGGCACUCUCUUAGAACAAAGCUUGCAGCUUGGAAGGAGAAUAUUGGGAAUGUGAUCAGUACACUUCAAGCGAACAAGGUAACAGAAGAAGGCACUCAGGGCUCAUCAUCAUCAGCAACUCAGGGAUUGACUGUCCGUUGA
This is a messenger RNA of Microthlaspi erraticum, 1248 nucleotides long. The record is from the annotation of a GenBank genome assembly. Lineage: Eukaryota; Viridiplantae; Streptophyta; Magnoliopsida; Brassicales; Brassicaceae.